GCUCACAUAAAUAAAUACCCUUCUAUCCCCAGGAUGAGGACAUCUGCACAUUUGCAAUACAGAGCUCGAGACUUCAGCCAUGGCUAGACAAUGGCUCUUGACAGGCCAGGAAGGCUUCGAGACAUCCCUCCAGUAUCAACAGGACAUCAACAUACCAUCAGCUCACGACUUGACCCCCAAUGAGCUCCUGGUCCGGAUGUACGCUGCGAGUCUCAACUAUCGUGACUUGAUGAUUGCCAGCCCUGCGAAUUUCAAUGGGAGAAUUACUCCCCCACUGGUUCCCGCCUGCGAUGGCGCUGGCUUGGUAGAGGCCGUUGGAUUAGCCGUGAAGGAAUUCUGCUCCGGAGACCGAGUGGUCACACACCUUGCUCCUAAAAAAGUGGAAGUCUCCGGCGACGACGCGCCCCUUGGCCUCGUCGAUACUGCUCCCGCUCUCGGUCAAGGACUCCAUGGCACGCUGCGAUCCCAUGGCGUCUUCUCUGAAUAUGCCCUCGUCCAUGCCCCAAAAUCGUUGGAAUGGCUCCCGGCAGCCACUCUGACUUGCACUUGGACCACCGCAUGGAACGCCCUCUUCGGAUUGAAAGGCAAGGAAGCGGGCCCUGGCUCGUGGGUGCUCGUCCAAGGCGCUACAGUUAUCGUGACCACCUCGACCGAAGAGAAAGCCGCUCGUCUCAAAGCGCUGGGCGCGACUCAUGUGAUUUCGUACCGGAACAGCCCAACCUGGGGCGAGGAGGCUCGCCGACUCACUCCUAAUGGACGCGGCUUUGAUUUCGUCAUCGACGUUGGGGGCAAUCAAACGCUACCACAGUCUCUGGCGGCGGUGCGGGUCGAUGGGAUUGUGCUGGUUGUGGGAAUGCUCGGCGAAGAUGCUGCGUCGGUGCCGAUGUAUGACGCUUUGAUGCAUACCUGUAUUGUCCGUGGUCUGUUGGCAGGUAGUCGCAGCCAGUUCCGAGAGGUUAUCCGCUUCAUUGAUGAGAAGGGGAUUGUACCUGCGAUGGAUGAGGUGGUGUUUGAGCUGGCGGAGGCAAAGAGCGCGUAUCGACGGUUAGAGGAGAAGCGGCAUUUUGCGAAGGUUGUAAUUCAGCUUGGCCCUUCUUGUGUAUGA
This is a messenger RNA of Aspergillus ibericus CBS 121593, 1105 nucleotides long. Its product is annotated as zinc-dependent alcohol dehydrogenase family protein. The transcript has 3 exons. The record is from RefSeq and is a predicted model, not a curated record. NCBI's taxonomy places the organism in Eukaryota, Fungi, Ascomycota, Eurotiomycetes, Eurotiales, Aspergillaceae. Bases 80 to 1105 code for a protein of 341 amino acids. Gene Ontology annotation, molecular function: oxidoreductase activity.